UAUCAGAAUCACAAACUUUAAUGAACUUCAAAAUGUAGUGACAGCUUUUUGCAAAAUCAUUCCUGACAAUUACGUGAAAAAAAGUUGAAAACGUGUUGACAACAAAAAGUUUAGAGAGUUCCAAAAUCUUGGGUGAAACAGGAUAUGCAGUACAUCAAUGGCCCUGGGUGUAGAACACUGGUGUACUAGCAGACUUGAAACUCGUGGAUUUGUCUGCACCUGUCCAACAAAACCGGUUUUCUACAACACAGCACGUUAAAAUCUGUUUGCUUGUGUACUAUGUGGAUACCGGCGGGGACAGGAAGAAGAGGGCAUCAUGCCGAGAUCCUUGAUGAAACGGUUGUCCAAGUCAGCGACAGAUCUUUCUUCUUGUAAGAAGAAAACAAGAACAAAUUCAGAUGAAGACUUCCAGGAAAACGCAGCGGAAAGUAAACCUGGCAAAACAAGUGAUGAUGAAUGUGAAAGGCCUGGGUCCUCACUCUCCAGCCGAUCUGUACCAGCAAUAUCUUUAAUAGGCAGAGGAUCACUUCAGAAUGUUUCUUCAAGAUUUGGACGACGUGGAAGAUCAAGGUCUCAGCAUAGAUCUGGGGAUAGCGGGAGCACUGAUCGCGGAAGCAGGGAUCGAGGAAGUAGGGAUCGGGGAAGUAGGGAUCGGGGGAGUAGGGAUCGGGGGAGUAGGGAUCGGGGGAGUAGGGAUCGAAGUAUUGCGGCAGAAAUCGAAGCCGUUCAGAAAUCCUCUAAUUUUGGAUUAUUCGGACUUCUUCGGCAAAAAUUCAGACUUUCACACAAAGAUCGUCUUCCGCAAGAGGAACACCGACAACAACUGCUGGAUAGAGAAACUCCCCCAGAGGGAAUACAGACUUUCUACAACGAAUUUUUUGACAACGUUUUUCAUGAAUAUAAGAAGAAAAGGGUCUACAAAAAGAGAUGUGAGUCUGACAGGAAUCCUAACUAUCAAGCAGACACGGAGUCUGCUGGAUCUACAGAAUCAAUCAAUCAAUCAAAUAAUCAAUCAAUCAACCAAUCUCCGAUAAAGCUCCUCAGAGAGCUGAAACAAAAAAAGCAUAACAAGCGGUUAAACAUCUAA
This is a messenger RNA of Eurytemora carolleeae, 1087 nucleotides long. RefSeq lists its product as uncharacterized. The transcript is spliced from 12 exons. The coding region runs from base 317 to 1087 and encodes 256 amino acids. NCBI's taxonomy places the organism in Eukaryota, Metazoa, Arthropoda, Copepoda, Calanoida, Temoridae. The record is from RefSeq and is a predicted model, not a curated record.